This is a messenger RNA of Amoebophrya sp. A120, 1492 nucleotides long. The record is from the annotation of a GenBank genome assembly. NCBI's taxonomy places the organism in Eukaryota, Dinophyceae, Syndiniales, Amoebophryaceae.
GCGAUUUGGUGUUGGAAGAAUUUGAGGGGCAGAAUUCGAAAACGCGACAGCAGAGGCUCGAGCAGGAGGCGGAAGUCGUGGAGAGGAUCAGGUAUUCAUGUGCAUUUUUUUUUUUUUUGCGAUUUUUUCGCAUGACAAACGCAAAUCGCAGAUCGAGUGUAUUUGUAUUUGCGCAUGACAAAUUUCAAUAUCACUGAUUGCACGCGUUCGGCAUCCGACGCUUGACAAGAGAUUUCUUCACAGGUCGCUUUUCGGACUGCCGGAGGAUCAGGAAAGCAUGCAGCUCCACCAAGCAGAAAUGAACGGUUUUGGAAUUCGGGUGAUGAAGCAGAAAGUGCAGCUUGACCAGGACAGUCUCAAAAAUCCGGACCGCAAGGCCAACGGCGCGGAUGAACAACAACGCAGGGACCACCUCCACGUCGACAAAAAAAGCGACUCCGAAGGUGUAGAUGAAGAUGACGAGGAGAAAAAUUUCCUCACUCUCCCCGACGAUUUGGAAGAAUCCAGAAAUUACGGCAAGUUAUUUCAACAAAAGAUGAACAGAAACCGAAAUUGGCUGAUCAUUUGUGGCGAUACCGGCACCGGGAAAACCAGAUUGGCUUUCUGCAUCGCGCAUCUUUUGAAAUUACACGUCUUCCAGUUCGGGAGCUCCGACAUCACGCGGCCGGCGCUGGGGGACACAGAAUCGGAAUUGCGGAAAGUGUUGCGAACUGCGAAAAGAGCGGGGAGGUCGAUCGUGAUCUGGAAAAAUGCGGAUGUGAAGUACGCGAGAAUGUUGCUGGAACGGGAGAAACGGGAGAAGGAAGAAGAGCAGGAACAACAGGUCAUGGGGUCAGGUGGAGGCGCUACAACAACAUAUUACCCCAGUAGUGCAACUACCGGCAAAAAGGUCUUUUCAACAACAUCUACUAGUACUACAUCACAUGGUCCACCUGGUUCAGCACAUGCACAACAUCGAGGACAGCAAGAAGUUCCGCCCUCCUCUUUCCAAACCGAGUCCCGGCUGGGGGUGAUGAUUCAACAGGAACUUCUGGACUGUUCCCAUAACCACAACGUAUUAUUACUGCUUUUAGUCGCCACUCCGGCGGACCAGGAGGAGAAGCGGUCGCGGAAAAUUGCGGAACUCAUUCAGCAACAACUGGGCGAGAACGCCAAUGUAGAGACUUUGGCUAUAGACCACUCGAGUUACGGCACCUUUAUCAACAGCAGCAGUCCACCGGCGCAUCAGCAGGAGGAGGGCCUUUCUACCCGCGGCGGCGGUCAUGGUGUCUCAUUGGGCGGCGAGGUCGUGCCUGAAUGCGGCGAGGCGUUCCAGCAAGAGCAACCCGUUUCGCGUACAACUUCUAGUGCAUCUUCAGCAUCAGCAGGACCACGACCAGGAGCCUCCGCAGCUACCUUACCCUCCGCUGCGAAGAAGAAGAGGAAGAAGAACAAAAAGAAAGAGGUCGACGAGUCCGGAGAACAUCAAAGAGCCCUUGGUGCCAACCUUCAG